AUGUCUGUACCCAAUUCUAGAAAACGAGCAGCACCGGGAGCAUCGCCUAUGGUGCCCAUACCACAGCAAAUGCAUCAACAAUAUAACACGGGGAACGCGGUGGGCAAUCAGGGAUUGCGUUGGAAUGGCAUGGCUGACCCUUCAAACUUCAUGAAUGGUACGGACGGCAUUGUGGAUGGAAGUUCGCAUGUGGGCAACUCGUAUGGUCACAUAGUUCCGGCACAGCAGCAAUACUCUCAACCUGCGCCGACUCCAUCAAACACGAUUGCGCGACGGCAAAUGAAUAAUGCGCUUGUUCCGACCAAUUCACGAAAUUUUGAUGGGACAGUUAAGCCAUGGGGAAACUACGGUGGUGACGACAACGCACUGCUUCAGGGAAAUCUUGAAACCCUGAACGAGCAGGACAAUAUCGAGGUGUUGGAGGAGAGGGCUCAGAAGGCAAAGAGGGAGGCCACAUCUAAGCGCAAGCAGAUUCCGCCGUUUGUGCAAAAGUUGAGCAGUUUCCUCGAGCAGCGCAAAAAUGAAGAAUUGAUCCGCUGGUCAGAAAAGGGAGAUUCGUUCAUCGUGUUGGACGAGGAUGAAUUUGCCAAGACCCUGAUUCCAGAACUUUUCAAACACAACAACUAUGCUUCUUUUGUUCGACAGCUCAACAUGUAUGGUUUCCAUAAACGCGUUGGGCUAUCGGACAACUCUAUGCGAGCCAGUGAGCGCAAGAACAAGAGUCCAAGCGAAUACUCCAACCCUUAUUUCCGACGAGGCCAUCCCAACCUUCUGUGGCUGAUCAACAAGCCUAAAAGUGGCAGUAAAGCAAAGAAGGGUGCCAAGGGCGCUGAAGGGGAGAAUGACAGUGAAGACGAGGCUGUUAACGAGGAGGUGCUUGCAUCUGGGUUGGGACCUUCUGCUGCUCAACCUCCCCGACCACUACCAGCUGGUGAAUCUCAGGCACCGCCUAAGAAAGAGAUGUCCCUCAUACGGGAAGAGUUGAGCAGGGUCAGGGAGCAGCAGAGGCUCAUUCUUACGGCAAUAACUCGCCUACAACGGAACAACACUGAGCUCUACAACCAGGCCAUCAUGUUCCAAAGCCAGCACGACCGCCACCAAAACUCCAUCAACGCGAUCCUUAGCUUUCUUGCCAAUGUCUUCCGGAAAACAUUGGAAGAUCAGGGCAACUCGCAGAACGUUGGCGACAUCAUCUCGAUGAUUACGAAUCAGAACCAGCAGUCUACACAGCAUGGAAGUGUGUUUGAGCUGGGUGAUUAUGUCCAACAGAUGAAUCCCAACUCAUAUGGAACACCCGGCAAGAAGGCCAGGGGACUUUUACCUGCACCCCAUCAGAAUAAUCGCGCCCAGACAGUCAGAUCAACUUCAACUCCAAGCCGUUCUACCCCUACCAGCGCGGGCUAUCAGUCUGCCAACCAUCAUAACCAUAACCCUGAGACGGGUCAUGUUACAGAACUCCAUGACAACUCCCCUAGCGACACAAACUCUCCCAACCUCCGUCAAGAGCUUGAGGAAAACCCCUCACAACGCAUGAUGAGUCUCAUCCAGGAACACAACAACGGCAAUGGUGUGGACAUUCCCGACGUAGCAGAUUUGGUAGCUAGCGCGCCCAAUGCAUUGAGCAAUGCUCAACGAAACAUGGUCAACUUCAUGGCUGGGCAGUCGUCUAGUGCUCCUUCAGUCAGGUCAACUCCCGCUCCCCAAACUCCUGCUUCCGCCACACCAGCCCCUGCUGCUGCACAAGUCCCAACGUCCAAUUCCAACAUGGCCAUGCCCACCAUGCCUCCCUCUGCUUCCGUCUCACCCCCACCAACCGAAUCCAACCCACCUCCCUCACUCUCCCCCAUCAUGGGACCACCAAUGGCGCCGCCUUCUAUUAACGAGAUCAACUCCAACCAAAUCGAUUUGGACCAACUUCAGCGCCUUCAGAGUGAACAGGACACUAAGAUCCAUGAGCUCAGUAACAUGCUUGGGCCGCUGAGUCCUUCUGGACAAAUCCCCGGCAUUGGUGAUGAUGCGGGCGCAUACUUUGACCCUAACACGCCAGAUUUUGGCCAGUACUUUGAUAUCAACCAGUUCACUGAUGGUAAUGAUUUCAAUUUCGCUAUAGACACGGAUUCAAACCAACCAAACCAAGCAUCACUGCACUCAGGACAUGUUAUGCCUCAUAUGAGUCAUACCAAUACUGCUAGUCCUGCGGGCACAGAAGAAAUUCUCCGUGAUGAUUUACGGCUAGAACACACUCCCGAUCGAGGGACCAAACGACAGCGCGUGGCCUAG
Fusarium coffeatum is the source of this 2280-nucleotide messenger RNA. RefSeq lists its product as uncharacterized. Gene Ontology annotation, biological process: regulation of DNA-templated transcription. Lineage: Eukaryota; Fungi; Ascomycota; Sordariomycetes; Hypocreales; Nectriaceae. The transcript is spliced from 2 exons. The record is from RefSeq and is a predicted model, not a curated record. Bases 1 to 2280 code for a protein of 759 amino acids. Gene Ontology annotation, molecular function: sequence-specific DNA binding; DNA-binding transcription factor activity.